AGACAGAACCAGAAAGAGCACUGAAGGUUCCCGUCUCGGCCACCCCGAUGGCUGCCUCAAGCCCCUUCCCUGGGCCGCUGUGUGUGAUCCAGCUGCUGCUCCUUCUCUUGGAAAUCCUUGGUGCCGCGGCCCAGAAGCUGGAGGUGCUGCAGUCCCAGGGACCCGUGUCGGUGUCCGUAGGACAGACCCUCACGCUGAAUUGCAUGCUCAGGGGGGAUCCCGUGCCCGGAGGUGUGCGGUGGCACAAGGGCUCAGACCGGCAACAGCCCCCGAUAUAUAGCCAGAAACAGCCCUUUCCCCGCCGGGUGAUCAGGGUCAUUCCUGAGUCAAACACGGACUUCACCAUCCGGAUCACAGACAUCCGACCUGAGGACGCAGGCACCUAUUUCUGUGUGAAGUACAGAUUAAGAGUCACGGGGGAAUCGGAGCAGGCGUCUGGAGCAGGCACGGAGGUGUCGGUGAUCGCUACGCCAUCCCAGCCCGUCAUCACUGCCCCCUCCGGCCGAGUGGCGCCAGGAAGCACCGUCGCCUUCAACUGCUCCACAGGCGGAUUUUAUCCCCGCGACAUCACAGUCACCUGGUUCAAGGGCAGCUCCGAAAUCAAAGCCUCGGACACCGACACCGUCGUUCUGCCUCUAGGAGAUAACAUCACCUACCAGGUCUGGAGCACUGUGAAAGUGCAGCUCUGCAGAGAGGACCUGAUGACCCAGCUGCUGUGCAGGAUCACACACAAGGCCGUUGUUGGCACCUUGGAGCAAAGUUUUCGGCUUGCCGAUGUCCUCCGAGAUCAGUGCCUGCUCUCCACUCUCGGUCUCAUCAUUGGGCUUGUCCUGGGCAAGACUGUAGCUGCUGCUUUUCUCUUCUACCUUUUCCUGAAGAAUCACACGGGGCACAUGGGAUCUGGGGCACACAGCCAUGCGCCCCCAGCACAAAGCAUUCCUGGGCCUUUCUGACGUCUCCUCUGCUGCCAUCUUGCCCUCCCCACAGAUGGGUGGAAAGGGGCAGGAUGUUCACUGAAAGAGCGGCCCAGACUCACCGUACGAAGUGAACACCGGGGGGAUCCCGCUUGCUGGAGCAGCAGGAAAGAAGUUGGCCAUGUCCAGCUGGAACGACUUCCAAAGGGACUCUAACAAGGCUGCCGAACGCUUCCGUCGGGGAGCCAGACGGACGGGGGAGUGCGGCCCCGCUGGUCCUCCUGGGCCUCUCACUGGCGGUGGAUGCCGUUUGGUGGCGUCCUUCUGGACAGGUUGGCUGAGCUGGGCACAAGCAGAGGGCACGGCUUCGCGGUGGUCCCGCUCCUGCUUGGCCGGCCGUGUCCCGAAGGUGGUGCAGGGGGGUUGUGGCUCUGGGCAGUGGACAUGCGCCGUGGUUUUGCAGGGCUCUGUGCUCUGCAACCUCUCCAUGACGCCUCUGGGUGGGGUUCCUCAGAAGGUGUGGGCUGAGUUGUCAUCGGUUCGCUGGCGACACUCCGCUCUACCUUUCUUUUCCGUCGGACGCAGGUGUGGCGGUGACCAUCCUUAACCGCGGCCUGGCUGGGGCCAAGGGCUGGCUGAGGGCCGAUAAAUUGGGGCUUAAUCCAGGCUAGACAGAGACACUGUUGGGGUGGAGGGGUCACCUUUUCAGAUGGGCAACUUCAUGCUUCUCCUGGCUGGGGUCACACUCCCCUUAAAGGACAGGGUUUGCAGCUUGGGGGUGCUCCUGGACCCCGAAUUUUCCCCGGUAUUCCAGGUGGAUGUGGUGGCCAGGAGCACCUUCCAUCAGCCAAAGCUGAUAUAUCAGCUGCAGCUGCAUCCGGACAGGCAGGAGCUAGCAAGAGAUCCACGCACUGGUAACCCCUCUCCUGGACUGCUGCAAUGCGCUUUACAUGGAGCCUCCCUUGAAGACAGUCUGGAAACUUCGGUUGGUCCCAAACAGGGCAGCUUGACUGCCAAUGAGGCCUGGCAGAUUGGGUCAUGAAAGCCAGGCCUCCCCCACCCUCCCUGGCUUCUGAUUGAGGUCUGGGUCCAAUUCCAGGUGCUAACCAGCGUGGGGCCAGGGUGCUUCAAGGAGCACCUCUUCCUGUAUCAGCCUGGCUGGCACCUUAGAUCCUCAUCUGAGGCUUUUCUGGGGGAGCCCCCUCCUCAGGAAAUAAGGAGGGGGUGACACAAAGAAGGGCCUUCUCAGGGGUGGCACCCCAAGUUUGGAACAGGCUCCCCAAAGAGGUUCACCUGGCACUCUCUUUAUACUGUUUUGGCACCACACAAAGACAGCAUUUUUAUUCUUAACUUGCUCUUACUGGCAUUUUAACAAUGGGGUAUGCCUCUUAUGAAAUUACUAGGCCUGAUAAGUUUUUUAUCAUCUUAUCAUUUUGUAAUUUUACUGUUUAGUUUCAUUUCUGAUUUGUGUUUUCAUAUUGUACUGCAUGGUUUUAUUCUUGUAACCUGCCCAAGGAGCCAUGUGCCUUAUGGGCAGGUGAGAAAUAAAAUAAACAAACAGCACGGGGAAAUUAUUUGAAUACAGGUGAUGAACGAAUAA
Varanus komodoensis (Komodo dragon) is the source of this 2514-nucleotide messenger RNA. Its product is annotated as signal-regulatory protein beta-1-like. The transcript has 4 exons. Gene Ontology annotation, cellular component: plasma membrane. Lineage: Eukaryota; Metazoa; Chordata; Lepidosauria; Squamata; Varanidae. The coding region runs from base 48 to 953 and encodes 301 amino acids. The record is from RefSeq and is a predicted model, not a curated record.